AUGGAGGGUUUCAUUCAUGGCUUAAAAAGCAUAGAAAGAAAAAACCACUACAAGGUUUCUGGUACGGCUCCUACUAUCUACGUUACACCACCAAGCGAUACUGAAGAAGAAAGUAUUGAAAGAGCCCGUGCUCAGAGCUUAGAAGCUUCCAGAAGACAUAACAAGAAGGAAGAAAAAUUAAGUACAAGCUUCUUGAAAUUUCGUUACCGUACUGCAACUAAAUUUCUAUCGCCCCAGCGCCAAUCGUCUGAAGGAAAUUCUAAUGAUGAUCAGGAUGCAGUUGAUGGUCUACAAAAAUUUCACUAUAAAGAACCAUUACCAUGGUCGAUGAGAGCUAAAAGGAGGCAUGCACAGCGAAAGAGAACUCGAUCUUUGCCUAUAACCGCACGAGAAAAUGGGAAAAAUUAUGCGUCAUUGAAAAAAGAAGAUGGCGAAAGUUGUCGAUUAAAUAGAAGCUUAGCUUCGAUAAAGACCUCUACCAUUGAGGAAGAUUUAACUAAAGAAGACAUAAUCAAUGGAAAUGGUAUAACAUCGCCAGAGAAGGACGGAAAAACCACUGUUAAAACGUUAUUUAGAAGAUUUAAGAUGAUUGGCAAUAAUAACAAUCUAAAAGCACAGAAACGAGAAGACAGUCCAUCUAUUGAAUCAUUCUUUACCGGAUUAAAUCAAAUCGAUCACGAGCAUGAUAUGGCUAAAUAUUUGGAGCAUGAUUGGACAGAAUUUUUUCUAAAUUCGGAAAGUUCGGAGACAAAUAAAUCAUGUAUUAAUAUUCAAGAAUGGAAACGUAGAACGAGCGUGUGGGAGUUAUUCCAUAGCGAAUGUGUUUAUUUAAUUGACCAUCUACUAAUUUUAAAAGAUAUUUUUCUGAUGCCUUUACGAUUACUGCAAGAAUAUGGCUUUCUUACAGAAAUUGAUGGCUUUAAACUAUUUGGAAAUAUCGAGGAAUUAUGCGCGCUCAGCUCUAAAUUUUGCACCGAUUUGCUUCUCGUAUUCCAAUCUGCUCAAGAAGACAACUUGUGUAGUACCGCUGCAGUUGUCGACACCUUUACAGAUAAAGCAAUCAAUUAUUUUAAAUCGAUAAAGGAUUCUGACGUCUUUCAAGAAUACCUAAAGCAUUGUCAACAAAACACUUCAUGCCGUAAAUUGAAACUGACAGAUUUACUUAUUGCACCAAUUCAGAGGUUAACCAAAUAUCCGUUGAUUCUAAAGGAAAUUAUUCACUACAGUCAAGAAGACGACAAUGGUUGCAAAGCUCUAUCAUCAGCUAUAACUGCAGUCCAGGUUUCAUUAGUGGAAUUAGAGGAGAAAGUUCAAAAAAACCUACGAAUAGAAUUAAUGGAAGAGUUAGAAAAUCAAAUUUUUUGGCCUAAGUGGGAAGAAUUUACUCCAAAGGCAUUCAUUCCAGAGAUAGUUCCCGCUCUUAUGAAAGCCACUUAUUUCUUUUCGAGCAUUUGA
This is a messenger RNA of Trichoplax adhaerens, 1455 nucleotides long. RefSeq lists its product as uncharacterized. The record is from RefSeq and is a predicted model, not a curated record. Gene Ontology annotation, molecular function: guanyl-nucleotide exchange factor activity. Lineage: Eukaryota; Metazoa; Placozoa; Uniplacotomia; Trichoplacea; Trichoplacidae. The transcript is spliced from 16 exons. Bases 1 to 1455 code for a protein of 484 amino acids. Gene Ontology annotation, biological process: Rho protein signal transduction.